Molecule: messenger RNA, 267 nt
Organism: Entamoeba histolytica HM-1:IMSS
Lineage: Eukaryota; Evosea; Mastigamoebida; Endamoebidae
Exons: 2
Coding region: 1-267 (88 amino acids)
Source: RefSeq, a predicted model, not a curated record
AUGUCUUGGAAGUGUGCGUUGUGUGGUAAAACAGUGUAUUUUGCAGAAAGAAAACAAGCUGAUGGAAAAGAUUGGCAUAACAUUUGUUUUAAUAAAUAUUAUAAACAAAAAAGAGAAGAAGAAAGUUUAACCCUAUAUGGAAAAUAUUCUGAUACAAAAAAAUCUGUUGUUGGACAACCUGGAAAAACUAAAAAAUGUCCUGAUUGUGAAGCUGAAGUUGAAGAAGGUACACGUUUUUGUACUUCUUGUGGAUACAAAUUUGAAUGA